GAUCUUGACAUUGGCGCCAAGAACAUGAAGCUUUAUGUCAAUAAAAAUCUCAUCUUCGAUGGCACGUUGGACAGAGGGGGUGGAGAGGGGCCGGCUGACCUGAGCGUCCUGGUUGGCCCGAGGAACGAGAAGGAGGGAAGAAUGGAGAGGGCCCCCUCGGGAGAAAGAGAUGCCUGCAAGAUGGUCGGCACAGAUCGGGAGUGUUCCCAGCCAGCGGGAGCAGCGGUAGAUGUGAAGGUUUCUCUUCAGGGAAAGUCGUUUGGUGAAAAGAUGAGUCCUCCCCGUUGCAGGAAAGACAAUUUGUCCAAGUUAAACGAAGACACGAGCUUAAUAGCGGCGCCAGCCUCGAUGGGCGGCAUGCCCUGGGCUCCCCCCCUCCGCCCAGCUGUGGAAUGCCCUCCCCUUGACCCAGAGCUCUCUCUGAUCCAACAGCUGGAAAACCUCACAGGCAGAAAAGCCUCCGAGACACCAGCAAAGACCCCAUCCUGGCUGCAACCUUCCGCCACAGGGCAGGGCAGGAAGCAGGGGGUCAGGAAGCCAAAACCCCUCUGGCUGAGUCCUGAGAAGCCACUGGACCGGGAAGGCAGGCUUCCGCCAGAUGACCUCAUUGACCCCCGGGAGGGUCCUCAAGAGGCCGAGCUCGGGGACAAAGGCCCCCGGCGUGAGCAAGGGCAAGCGAGCAGCUGGAAUGUCGUCGCUGGGGAGAGAGUCCAGAAAGUGACCCCCACAGUCUGUGACGACUUCGACAUCUUUAAUCAGCCCUCCAACAGAGAGCACCCUGCCAGUGGGAGGAGGGGCCCGAGGAAGGACGCCCUCAGCAGCGGUCCCAGUGACACCCAGCCACCCAGCAGAGAAGAUGCCCGGUCCACCCAGACGCCACCCCGGCCCCGCAGGUGCAGUGAGCAGGACCACACGCUGCAUGAGUCCUGGGACUCCCUCAGUGCCUUUGACCGCUCCCACCGGGGACGCAUCUCCAACCUGGAGCUGCAGGGGGAUGUCCUAGACGAGUUCCUGCAGCAGCAGAAGAUGAGCCGGCACGGCGAGCCACCGGCCCCGUGGAAGGAAGAGACACUGGAGCCAAGGAGAGGCCGGGAGGAAGUUUCCACCGAGACAGACGACGGCAGCGACUUCGAAAUCCCCGUCUUGCCUUACGGGCAGCGCCUGGUCAUUGACAUCAAGUCGACAUGGGGGGACCGGCACUAUGUUGGCCUUAACGGAAUAGAAAUAUUCAGUUCCAAGGGGGAGCCCGUGCAGAUCGCCAACAUUCAGGCAGACCCGCCCGACAUCAAUAUUUUGCCAGCCUAUGGGAAGGACCCUCGCGUGGUCAGCAACCUCAUCGACGGGGUGAACAGGACCCAGGACGACAUGCAUGUGUGGCUGGCCCCUUUCACGCUGGGCAAGCCCCACUCCAUCUCCAUAGACUUCGCGCACCCUUGCCAGGUGGCCCUGGUCCGCAUCUGGAACUACAAUAAGUCUCGGAUACAUUCCUUCCGUGGCGUGAAGGACAUCACCAUGCUGUUAGACGCACAGUGCAUCUUUAAAGGAGAAAUCGCCAAGGCCUCGGGGACCCUGACAGGAGCCCCAGAGCACUUUGGAGACACCAUCUUAUUCACAACCGACGAUGACAUCCUGGAGGCCAUAUUCUGUUCCGAUGAGACAUUUGACAUGGACGUGCAGGGUCCCUGCGGCCUGCGGAGCGCGGAGACGCUGAGGAGGCCGAGCACCGCCGACAGCGACGGGGAGGAGAGGCCCUACACCCAGGCGGGCUCGUGGGCUGAGGACCGGGUCCCGGAGCUAGAGCCACCACUCAUUCCCCCUGUCCCUGAGGUAACCACACCAGAGCCAGGCAUCUACCAUGGGAUCUGCCUUCAGCUGAAUUUCACCGCCUCCUGGGGGGACCCGCACUACCUGGGGCUCACAGGCCUGGAGGUGGUGGGCAAGGAUGGCCAGGCGCUGCCUGUCAGCCCACACCAGCUCUCUGCCUCCCCCAGGGACCUGAAUGACCUUCCUGAGUACACCGAUGACUGCCGGACCCUGGACAAGUUAGUCGAUGGUGCCAACAUCACCAUGGAGGAUGAGCAUAUGUGGCUGGUCCCCUUCUCCCCGGGCCUGGACCACGUGGUCACGAUCCGCUUCGACAGAGCCGAAAACAUCGCAGGCCUGCGCUUCUGGAACUACAAUAAAUCUCCUGAGGACACCUAUCGCGGGGCCAAGAUCGUCCACGUGUCCCUGGACGGCCUGUGCAUCUCCCCUCCCGAGGGCUUCCUCAUCCGGAAGGGACCAGGCAACUGCCACUUUGAUUUCGCUCAAGAAAUUCUCUUUGUGGAUUACCUCCAGGCUCGACAGCUGCCCCAGCCGGCCCGGAGGCUCAGCACGCAAAGCCAGGAACGGGCAAGCAUGGACUACGAGGCACCCCUGAUGCCCUGCGGCUUCAUCUUUCAGUUCCAGCUCCUGACCAGCUGGGGUGACCCCUAUUACAUCGGUCUCACGGGCCUGGAGCUAUACGAUGAGCGGGGAGAAAAAAUCCCUCUGUCGGAAAAUAAUAUCGCCGCCUUCCCCGACAGCGUGAACUCCCUGGAGGGUGUGUGCGGGGACGUCCGGACGCCUGAUAAGCUCAUCGACCAAGUGAACGACACCAUUGACGGUCGGCACAUGUGGCUGGCUCCCAUCCUGCCCGGCCUGGUGAACCGGGUUUAUGUGAUUUUCGAUCUGCCUACCACCGUGUCAAUGAUCAAACUGUGGAAUUACGCAAAAACGCCCCAUCGAGGGGUGAAGGAGUUUGGUCUCCUGGUGGAUGACUUGCUGGUAUACAACGGGAUCCUGGCCAUGGUGGGCCACCUGGUGGGGGGCAUCCUGCCCACGUGCGAGCCCAAGGUGCCCUAUCACACCAUCCUCUUCACCGACGACGCGGACGUGUGCCGCCAGGAGAAACACACCAUCAUCAGCAACCAGGUGGAGGACCAGGACGUGCAGAUGAUGAAUGAGAACCAAAUCGUUACCAACUCGAAGAAGAAGCAGAGCGCGGUUGACCCAGCACUGCGCCCCAAAACCUGCAUAAGCGAGAAGGAGACGGCGCGACGGUGGAGGUGCUGACUGGCGAAGGAGGGAGAGCCGGGCCCCCCGGCCCGCGCCGGGCUCUGUCAACCGGCCACACCGGGCUCCCCGCCGCCUGCCCCCUGUCCUCAGCCUCGGCAGCCUGGACUCCGGGGCCUGGAAGAGGAAGUCCCGCCGCAAAGGGGACUCGUGUGGCAUGGCCUUCCUCCGCGCCGCUGCUCGGGGGCUCCCUCCCGAGACACGCAGUUCGGGGCCCUCCCGCAGCAAAGCAAGGCCACACGCACUCACGCGUGUCCAGUCUCGGGCCGGACCACGAGGUGGCCGAGGAGGACUUCCACCCAGCGCGCAGUGUGGCUGCCCCGGGCCCGGGGUCAGGCCUCAGACCCAACAUCAACGAGAGGGGGGCCCACCACGCUGAGGUGCCAACAGCUCCCCUCCCCCCACCCCCUGCCUCAUCUGGGGGCUGGCGGAGCUGGCUGGGAGGGCGGGGCAGCUCCCUGGUCCCCCUAGUGUCCACGCUGUGCCCGCCCGCCACGCAGCCAGGCCCACGCGGGAUCCGCGGCGGGACAGCUUCACACCCCAGACGGCUCUGGACGCGGGGCAGGCCACGCCCCUACCCUCGCGCCCCGGAUGCCGCCUCCCCUUCCGCUUGAACUUUGCCUGGAGGAGGGCGGCGGUGGCAUCCUGCGGUCUAACCACCGGCUUCUCACUCGCCUCCCCGCCUCUCGCCCGUGCCAGUGCCCUUGCCUGCGGGCAGGGAGGUGCUUGUUGCCCCCCACCCCCAGCAGCUUCCCCGCAAGUUGGAAAUGUGCCUUGCACCCCCAGCCGAGCGAGGCUCAGAACGUAUCUAUUUCCAUCUAUGUAACAAGCUCGGAUCAGGGACCUAAUUGGUUUCCCAGUGGUGGGUAAUUUCUCGUUCCAAAUAUUAAUCUGUUGUUUUCCUGGCGCCCGGCCCAGCCCGCCGCAGCGCUGUACUCGAAGUACGUUCCUAUGCAACCGCGAGCCCCGGCAAAUACUUUAUGAGCUUUGCAGAGCGGCUAUGCAAAUGCGCUUUUCAUCUGGAGCGCGGGGCCGAUGCGAAGAUAAGGAAUUGUUUCUCCCGGAGAGGAUCCAUCAUUUCUGUAGCUUCUGCGCUUGCCUCCCCGAUGUGGCGGGCGCCCCGAGGCCUGUGGGCUCCCGGAGGAGAGCUGGGGCUCCCGGGCAGUCGGGGGGCUGAUCCCGGCCGGCGCGUAGGGGCCGAAAGCAGGUGCCACGACUCUAGAGGCUGUUACGGCUUCCCGUCCCUACCUGAGGCCGGCCGGUCAGGCUGUCGGGGAGAUUGCUAGAGCUCCGCACACACUGGCUCCCAGAAUCUCCGCUGAUGUUUAUAGUAAUUGUAUGCACCGUGCGAUUUGGGUGGGUGGGGGGGGAGCCAUACAGGCAUUAACUCUAAGA
Messenger RNA from Hyaena hyaena (striped hyena), 4488 nucleotides. Its product is annotated as katanin-interacting protein-like. The record is from RefSeq and is a predicted model, not a curated record. The transcript is spliced from 14 exons. Lineage: Eukaryota; Metazoa; Chordata; Mammalia; Carnivora; Hyaenidae. The annotation marks the transcript as partial.